This is a messenger RNA of Darwinula stevensoni, 1974 nucleotides long. The record is from the annotation of a GenBank genome assembly. NCBI's taxonomy places the organism in Eukaryota, Metazoa, Arthropoda, Ostracoda, Podocopida, Darwinulidae.
AUGCUCGUUCGGGUGUCGUCGCUCGCGUGGGAAAGAAGUGGUCUUGUUGACGGGAAAAUCGAUCUGAGGAAGCACUUCGUGGAGCACCCGUACUCGAAGAGCGUCGAGGUUGCCUCCCAGGCGGAGCUCCGGUGCAUGCCCCCCGAGGGAGUCCCGCUCCCCCGCGUCGCCUGGCUCAAGGACGACCUCCCCGUCGAGGUGGAACGGGAGCCGAACCUCAUCGUCUCCUCCGAGGGGAACCUCCUCUUCUCGCAGGCGAGGGUGUCCGACUCGGGGAAUUACACGUGCGUGGCCGAGAAUCUCGCCGGGAAGCGGUUCUCGGACGUCGCCGCUCUCUCCGUCUACGUGAACGGGGGCUGGUCCGACUGGGGACCGUGGUCCGGGUGUAGCGCAUCCUGCGGCCGAGGCGUCCAGCGGCGGACUCGGACGUGCAACCACCCGGCCCCCAUCAACGGAGGGGCUCCGUGCAAGGGGGCCGAUACCCAGAAGAUCGUUUGCAAGUCCCUGUGCCCCGCCGUGCACGGAGGCUGGAGCGCGUGGUCGACGUGGUCCGACUGCGGCGUCGACUGCCGCCGACACAGGCGUCGCACCUGCACGGCCCCGCCCCCCCAGCACGGCGGGGAAUACUGCCCCGGCCUGGACAUCGCGAUGGAGAACUGCACGGUGGACCUCUGCUCCCUCUCGAGUUCGGGUCCCGGGGGAGGAGCCACGGCGGCGUACGUCGGAGUGUGCCUGGCGCUGCUGCUCGCCCUCGCCCUCGCGGCGCUGGGCGUCGGGCUCUUCAGGCGGAAGAGCAGGAUCGGGUCGCACGGCGUCUAUGCCAUGGCUCCGUCCGAGGCGACAUCAGGAGGAUACCUGGCGAGCCCGGUGAUAUCAUGCGGACCUGGGAAUGUGGGACUCAAGAAGCCCGUCAUCCUCACCUUCCCCGCCUCCCUCUCCUCCCCCACCUCCCGUGCCUCCCACACCUCCCCUGCCUCCCCCGCCCUCAGGGAGCCCACGAUCUCCGUCCUUUAUGCUCCACCUGCUUUGCAUCACCCUCCGUCUUCCUGGCAUUGCGUGGUGCGAGUCGGAGAGGAGACGAUCAACACCCCGCUGUACACCCAGUUGGACGACGGGGGCCUGUGCCACCUCAUGGUGGAGUCGCUGGGAUCCUACGCUCUCGCUGCUUCCCCUCCCUCCCCUCCCUCCCCUCCCUCCUCUCCUUCCCCUCCAUCCCCUCCUUCCCUUCCUCCCCCGCCUUCCCUUCCCUCCCCUUCGCCUCCCUCUUCUACCUCGCUGUCGAUUGACCUCCACACCCCGUCCCUGUCGCUGGACCUCCACGUCUUUCCUCUCGUGUCGGCCGGUCGAGAUCGUCUUCGGGUGUUCUGCUUCAGAGACCCCGCCGUCCUACAGGAAGUGCGGAUGGAGAAGGAGUACGAGGGAAAGGACGUGAUGGGGGAGACCAAGAGUAUUUGCCUGAGAGAAUUCCACAAGGAGCUGGUCUUCCGCGUUCACGAAAAAAUUCCCGACGCCCACGCGAACUCUCACAGACAUCUCCUCGAGGAUCGGCGAGUCUGUCUGGAGCGGAUCCGCGAGUCUCGAAUGGAGAGCGCAGACUGGAACCUGGACCCAUCCCCCGACCUCGCCUUCUCCAUCCACGUCAGCGACGACGCGGGCAACCACCUCCACACCCUCCACUUCCCCCCGGAGGCUCGGGACGACGGAGUGGUGGAAGGAGGGGACGGGGCGUUCACGGUCCCGAUCGCGGCCAAGCAGUACCUGUGUCGGUGCCUGGAUCCGCCCAGUCCGCAGGGGAACGAUUGGAGGGCGCUUGCGAAACUACUCAAUAUGGAUAGGUACAUCAACUUCUUCGCGACGAAGGCGAGCCCGACCGAGGUGAUCCUCGACCUGUGGCAGGCGAGGCAGGGACCCGAGGCGGUCGCCCGGUUGCUCCACGCCCUCGGGGACAUGGACCUCCGCCUGCCCCUACAGUGA